Molecule: messenger RNA, 1941 nt
Organism: Hymenoscyphus albidus
Lineage: Eukaryota; Fungi; Ascomycota; Leotiomycetes; Helotiales; Helotiaceae
Source: the annotation of a GenBank genome assembly
CACCUGUAACUCUCUGCCCCAGCAGUCUCCUCUUCCCCACAAGACACCUACAGCCCCUGGAAUCAGUAGAGUCAUAAGCAUCCUGAAAUUUUCUGCCAAACGAUUCAUAAAUACCACUCCCCCCACCCGACCGCCUUCAUUCCACUUCAAACACAACCAUCCUUCGCUCAAUUCCACUCCUCCCCCACCACCGCAUAUCCACCACCAAGAUGUGUCCAUCGUGCGAACCUACCGAGGCCGCUCCCACCAAUGGACAUGCCAAUGGCAGUUCCAAUGGCAGUUCCAAUGGUGCCUCCAACGGCAACAGUGCGUUGUCCUCUUCCAACGGUUGCGCCUCGAUCAAUGCUAAUUCUUUCUGCCAGGCCACCCAGGAUUCACCGCUGUCGAGACCAAGUCAAACCCCCAUGCUCACCGAUCGAAUCCAUACCAACCAGUUGGAGACUUCUUAAGCAAUGUCAAUAACUUCAAGAUCAUUGAGAGUACUCUUCGUGAGGGUGAACAAUUCGCCAAUGCCUUUUUCGACCUCCCCAAGAAGAUUGAGAUUGCUAAGGCCCUCGACGAUUUCGGUGUGGACUACGUGAGUCAUAAUUGGAAAUUUUCAAACAAAGAAUCAUACUGACAGAUGUGUAAAGAUUGAAUUGACUUCCCCUGCCGCAUCCGAGCAAUCAAGAUCUGAUUGCGAGGCAAUCUGCAAGUUGGGCUUGAAGGCCAAGGUUGGUAACGCUGUCGAAGUGGGCGCGCAGAAAACUAAUUCUUCCCCAGAUUCUCACUCACAUUAGAUGUCAUAUGGAUGAUGCUAGAAUUGCAGUUCAAACGGGUGUCGACGGAGUGUAAGCUUUCCAAACAUUUUAAUUGUCUAACUCUUCUAACAUGAUGCAUUUAGUGAUGUCGUUAUUGGAACCUCCUCUUACUUGAUGGAGCACUCCCACGGAAAGGACAUGACCUACAUCACCAACACUGCCAUCGAAGUUAUCAACUACGUCAAGUCACACAAUAUCGAAAUCAGAUUUUCCAGCGAAGAUUCCUUCCGAUCAAACUUGGUCGAUCUCCUCUCCAUUUACUCCACCGUCGACAAGAUUGGUGUAAACCGUGUUGGUAUUGCAGAUACGGUUGGUUGCGCUUCUCCACGCCAAGUUUAUGAUUUGAUUAGAACUCUUCGAGGAGUCGUCAGCUGUGACAUUGAGACACAUUUCCACAACGAUACUGGAUGUGCCAUUGCAAACGCAUACUGUGCUUUGGAGGCCGGUGCCACUCACAUUGAUACUUCAGUUUUGGGUAUUGGUGAGCGAAAUGGUAUCACUCCUCUCGGUGGUCUCAUGGCACGCAUGAUUGUGGCCGACAGAGAAUAUGUUAUGGGCAAGUACAAGCUCCACAAGCUUAAGGACAUUGAGGAUUUGGUUGCCCAAGCUGUCGAAGUCAACAUUCCAUUCAACAACUAUAUCACCGGUUUCUGUGCUUUUACCCACAAGGCUGGUAUUCACGCCAAGGCAAUUCUCAACAACCCUUCAACUUAUGAAAUUAUCAACCCUGCUGAUUUCGGAAUGUCGAGAUACGUCCACUUUGCUUCUCGCUUGACAGGUAAACAGUUUCUAAUCCCAUUGUCUUACAGCUGAAUGCUAACAAUACCUCUCAGGCUGGAACGCUAUCAAAUCUCGAGCAGCACAAUUACAGAUUGAAAUGACCGAUGCUCAGUAUAAGGAGUGCACAGCCAAGAUCAAAGCUCUUGCGGAUAUUCGACCUAUUGCUGUGGACGACGCCGACUCGAUUAUUCGUGCCUUCCACCGCGGACUGAAGACUGGAAAGGAGGUUGACUUACUACCAAACAUGACCGCCGAGGAGAAGGCUUUGUUGGCCGCUAAGGAGCAGGAGAUCGAUAUACCCGAGAAGAGAGCGAUUGAAGCAGAGGCAAUUGUUGCCCCAGCCAAGAAGGUCAAAGCAUGA